CUCAAAGAAGCCAAUACAUUCUAGGCUUUACCAUUACGUUUUUCUCCUCCAAGAUGGCGGCGCCCAUGGAAGUAAGGUGACACUGAGGCAGCUGUGCAGGUGAUAAAUGAGGAUGAGGAGUCUGCGCUUGUUGGUUGCAGCCCGCCAGCUAUGUGCUGGGCUCAGACAGACCGCAGCGGGGGAACCACUGGGAGCAAAGUCACAGUUGCUCCGGGCCUCCCACACUUCGUCUACACCCGGACCUCCGGUGACCACCCCGCCGCCAAACACUGUGGCUCCAUUUGAAGACUCGUUCACCCAGGGCCAGCGGGACAAGGCCUCGUUUAUCCAGGUGCUUGACUUAUUCUGCGGCCGAGAUGUGAGGAGGAGAGGUCACGUAGAGAUGAUCGAGGCGGCGCUCAGGUGGAUGCCGCAGUUUGGAGUGGAGAAAGACUUAGAGGUUUACAACAAACUGCUCGAUGUCUUCCCCAAGGAGGUCUUCGUCCCCCAAAACUUCAUCCAGACCAUGUUCCUCCAUUACCCCCGACAGCAGGAGUGUGCCAUCAGGGUCCUGGAUCAAAUGGAGUUCUAUGGUGUCACCCCUAACAGGCACACCUACUUCCUCUUGGUCCAAACGUUUGGGAAGCUCAGCCACCCUGUGAAGAAGUACCAGCGACUGCUCUACUGGUUCCCCCGCUUUAAACAUGUCAACCCCCACCCUGUGCCGCUUCACCUAGAGGCUGACCCUGUCGCCAUGUCCAAAGUUUGUCUGGAGCGAAUAGCGGCCGACAGAGACGCCAAGGCGACGGUGUACCAGCUUCCGUCAUCGGAGGUGCGCGAGGAUGGGACAGCCCAGGAGCACUUACAUCUUGUGGGCAUCCAGUCUCCAGAUCAGAUGUCUCUCCUGGCCGACCAUGACCCCAGUUACCCUGUCAUAGUUGAAGGUCCGUUCCCACUCUGGCUGAAGAAGACCUGCGUCCAGUACUACGUCCUCCGCGCAGAGCCGGGUGCUACAAAGAAGGAGGAGGUGGACCCUGAGAGAUGUUUCUACUACCCACUCCAACUGGACCUGGACCUGGAGAGGGAUCUCGGCGAUGAUUUAACCUUUGAUGUGGACGAAGUGGAGGAAGGUCCGGUCUACGCCAUGUGCAUGGCAGGUUCUGUAGAUGAGCGAACGCUGGGGAAAUGGAUUCAGGGUCUUCAAGAAACCAACCCCAUCCUUGCUCAACUGCCAGUCCUUUUCCGACUGACCCCGGGCCCGCAGGACCUAAGCCUCCCCGCGCAAGAGGAGGCCGAAUCGCCCAAGGAGGAGGGAGGACAGGCAUCAGCUGAGGAGGAAGAGGAGACUAGACGGCAUCGUAGGAUGGAGCAGUAACGGAGCCGUACUGGGAGAGACCUUCAUGUCCAGGGACAGGCUGGUCACAGGACAGAUCCAUGGAGGCAAUGACAUUUAAAGGGAACCUGUCCCCGCGACUCGUCCUUUCAUAUUCGGCCAUAUUAUAGACUCCCUAAUAUAAAUCAGAAAUGAAAUCCAGUAAAUGGUGAUGAGUGCUGAUCGGGGGGGGGGGGGGGCUGGAAGACAUCCGGCCGAGCCCAGAGAGGUGACAUGACCGCGCACUGUGUCGGUGUCUAUGGUCCUCUUCCGCUCCCCCUGCAUCCUUCUUACCACUAUUUAGGCAGCUUUGCCAGGUAAGCUAAGUGACGACCUCUAUGGGGUGCAAAAUAACCACGUUGGUUGUCGGAAAAGCAGCAAGCUGGCCACCAGUAAUGUCCCCACAGUCAUGUAACCCUUCUCAAACCUGGUGGUUGUCACACGCAAACAAAUCAGUAAACCUCAGCGAGGGCGAUCGGCGAUUUCAUAAGUGGGCGUGCUGUGUGAGGGCAUACUACGUUACCAUAGCGACUGCUCGGACAAGAAAAUAUAUUCAUUUGUAAAUGGAUCAGAACACGCAAGACCAGUCACUUUCAAUAAAUGUCAAUGGUAACGGCGUG
This is a messenger RNA of Bufo bufo (common toad), 1971 nucleotides long. It is a transcript of the gene ECSIT, whose product is annotated as ECSIT signaling integrator. Lineage: Eukaryota; Metazoa; Chordata; Amphibia; Anura; Bufonidae. The transcript is spliced from 8 exons. Bases 107 to 1354 code for a protein of 415 amino acids. Gene Ontology annotation, cellular component: mitochondrion. Gene Ontology annotation, molecular function: protein binding. The record is from RefSeq and is a predicted model, not a curated record.